UUUUGGAAAAACCCCUCUGACAUGACUCUGGCUCGGCCGUCUGGUAGUACUAGUGGUGUUAUUUUGUUUAAAAAUUCUGCUUUUACUGCUUGGUUAACGCGUUGUAGGCAACGUUUCCAGGAUGAAACUAUUGACAGAUAAAGGGAAUCAGCACUGUCUUAAGGCUGUUAUUGCUGCAUGUCUUGCAGGGGUUAAACUGGACGUGGAAGAAGUUGAAAACACGGAUCAUGUUGUGCCUUACCUGAGGAAGAAUCGUUUGCCAGUUCUCAAUCUGGGCAAUGGAGAUUUCAUUUUUUCUGCAAACAGUAUAUGCAGGUAUCUGCUUGCCCAAGGUGCCUUGGAUGUUGAUGACACACAGGUGGAUGAGUGGCUGGAGUGGGAGGCUACGCAACUGCAGCCCGUGCUUGGAUCGUUCUUGGCAUUGUUAUACGGGAGUGGCAAAGCCAACGCCGACUGCUUGAAACCGUUGCUGACUCACCUCAACAGUUCCCUGCAGGGAAACCGGUAUCUGGUUGGGAAUGGCUUAUCAGUGGCAGAUAUCAGUGUCUGGUCAGCCUUGUACCCAGCGCAGGCCACCAGGUCUGAUCUCCUCCCCGCCUACCCCCACGUGGAAUCCUGGUUCAGGGGCCUCAGCGGGCAGAAGGCGUUUGAAGCCAGCGUUGCUGUGGUAACCCACAGCCAGGGAGCCGGCAGCUUCAAGGCAUCCAUUUUGGCCCAGCCCAUUGUUCAGAUGCCCGUUGGGGAUGCCAGGACGGCAAAAGACGAAGAGUCUGCCGACACCGAGCAGGACGUCACGAGUGAAGAGAUUGAGCGUGCCAGGCAGGCUUGGUUGCUCGGUAAAGCCGACGCACCGACGCCGAGGGCGAGAAACCAUCCGCUUCUUCCGGAGAAGGAUCGGCGCAACGUCUUGAUCACCAGUGCCUUGCCUUACGUCAACAACGUCCCCCACCUGGGCAAUAUCAUCGGUUGCGUGCUGAGCGCCGACGUGUUCUCAAGAUUUUGUCGUUUGAGGAACUACAACUGCCUGUACAUCUGCGGGACCGACGAGUACGGGACGGCCACAGAAACCAAGGCGUUGGCCGAGGGGCUCACCCCCCAGCAAAUCUGCGAUAAGUACUACCGCAUCCACUAUGACGUCUACACCUGGUUCAGCAUCGACUUUGAUUAUUUUGGGAGGACGACAACCAAACAGCAAACGGAGAUUGCCCAGGAUAUUUUUCUCCGUCUCCACCAGCGCGGCUUCCUUCUCAAGGACACGGUGGAGCAGCUGCUGUGUGUCAAGUGCAAUCGGUUCCUGGCUGACCGCUUUGUGGAGGGCACCUGCCCCCUGUGCUACUAUCCCGACGCCAGGGGGGACCAGUGCGACAAGUGUGGCAAACUCAUCAAUGCCACAGAGCUCAAGAAACCCCGCUGCAAAGUCUGCAAGAAGUCCCCCAUCAUCAAGAACUCGGAGCACCUCUUCCUGGACCUGCCCAAGCUGCAGCCCCAGGUUCAGGCCUACUUCGAGCGGGUGGCAGCAGCGGGUGACUGGACAGCCAAUGCCAAGUACGUCACCUCCAGCUGGCUGCGGGAUGGCCUCAAGCCCCGCUGCAUCACCAGGGACCUGAAGUGGGGCACCCCGGUGCCCCUGGAUGGCUUCCGGGAUAAGGUGUUCUACGUCUGGUUUGACGCGCCCAUCGGCUACCCGUCCAUCACGGCCAACUACACGGACCAGUGGGAGAGGUGGUGGAAAAACCCAGAGGAGGUGGAACUGUACAACUUCAUGGCCAAAGACAACAUCCCAUUCCACAGUGUGGUGUUUCCCUGCACGCUGAUUGGAGCUGAGGACAACUACACCAUCGUCAAUCACCUCAUUGCAGCUGAAUACCUGAAUUACGAAGACGGCAAGUUCUCCAAGAGCCGGGGGAUCGGCGUGUUUGGCGACAUGGCCAAGGACACAGGCAUCCCUAGUGACAUCUGGCGCUUCUACCUGCUGUACGUACGCCCAGAGACCAUGGACAGUACCUUCAGCUGGGCAGACCUCAUGGUGAAGAAUAACAGCGAACUGCUGAAUAAUCUUGGUAACUUCAUCAACAGGUCCCUGACAUUCCUCGAGAAGAAUUUUGGCAGUGUCGUCCCCGAGAUGACCCUGGAGGAGGACGACGAGCGGUUGCUGGCACUGGUCACUCGCGAGUUGACCUCCUACAAGCAGCUGCUGGAGAAGUCCAAGAUCCGGGAUGCCCUGCGCCACAUCCUCAACAUCUCCCGCCUGGGCAACCAGCACAUACAGGCCAAUCAGCCCUGGGUGCUGGUCAAGGGUGGAGACAAGGAGAGAGCCAGAGCGGGCGGCGUGAUUGGCCUGUGCACGAACAUCUCCUGCCUGGUAUCCACCAUGCUGCUGCCCUACAUGCCGUUAACCAGCCGCACCAUCCAGGAGCAGCUCAACGCUCCGCCGGAAUGCAACGUCAUCACUGAGAAGUUUGUAUGCUACCUGGAGACAGGCCACAAGAUCGGGACGCCCAAGCCACUAUUUGGCAAGUUAGAACCUUCCCUAAUUGAGAGUCUCAAGAAGAAAUUCUCCGGUCAGCAGAAACAGGUUGGUGACUCUGGUGACCCAAAAGCAGCACCAGUUAGUUCAGUGCCCGUUGACGGCCCAGCUGCACCGGCUGGCGAUGCCAGUGAGGUCAAACGGCUGACCGAUGAGGUUGCCAAGCAGGGAAACAUCGUGCGCAAGCUGAAGUCAGAGAAGGCCGACAAAUCAGAGAUCGAGAAGGAGGUGAAGAAGCUGCUGGCCCUCAAGCAAGAGUUGGCACUGACCUCGGGUCAGGACCCGACCCCUGUGGAAUCCUCCAAGGGGAAGAGGAAAAAAGGAGGAAAGAAGAAAGAGGAAAAAUCAAAAAACUCUGAAUGAGAUGAACCCGGGUCCAAGUUACCGAGGCAUCUGAAGUUGUUAUAUUGUCAGGUGCAAUAGCCAUGCCUUCAUUUCAGGCCAUCGUGCAAAACUUCAUCCCUACUUUUAUGGGGUUACCAAAAACUUUGGAAAAUCAGUAAUUUUUUGAUCUUGAGUUUUUCCGGCCACUUCAUCUGAUUUGAUGGAAAGAACAAUUCAACAAAGUUUCCAAGCAAAAUGAUGUUUACUUUUUUAUGAUUGUAAACAAACAUUUGAAAAAACUCACCUCAUUAACAGGGCAAAAAGGGGACCAUACAUUAUUCUGCAUGAAUCAGGAUGCGAGCCUAUAUAUGCACGUAAACAAGGUUGAAAAAGAGCAUGUGUACUCUUGUUUAAAUGUAACAGUAAUCUGAAUAUUAUCUCAUGAAUUUAUGUUUUCACAAAGUGACAAGAAUAUAAAGAUCUUCACGGUUUGCUUUUGUCAUGAAGUGAAGGAAAAUUUUAUCAAUGAAUUACUGUUUAAUGAAGACAUUAUUUCUACAGGAUAGUUUUGAAUAGCAGUGAAUAAAGCCAAACAGUGCCAAAAUUUCCUAAAUCCAAAGUAACCAAGUGCAUGUAGUAGAAAGUGUAUUGUGAAAUGUGAGGAUAUUUCCCAAUGCAGUUAUCUUGGAUUGUCCAUUUUGCACGAUACAGAAGUUUUGUCACUUGGUGAAAACACCAUCGAUUCACGUUAUCAGACGGAAGAAUCUGACAUGUAUCUACUGUGCGGAUUUCUAUUUCUAUCAUGGAGCAUGGUGUAAAGCCUUAUUAACAGACUAUAUUAGAGUCGUCAUAUUUACCCAGUAAUUUUUUUCCCUCAGGGAAGUUGGACAAGAAUUUUUACUUGGGAAAGACUUGAAAAGUGCAGUAAACGAUCUGUUUUUGUGAAAGAAAGUACUGUUUGUUUUGACACAGAAUGCUUAAAUGUGGUCUUAACUUCAGACACCUUUAAACCAUUUACAAAUACAGAAAUGUAUAAUUUCUUACAGUACUUGUAAGUUGCAGUGGGAAGUCUGUCUUACAUGGAGGUAUAAAGUUUGACAGCAUCUGCUAAGAUAUUUUGUAUGCUGAAGUGAACAUCCUGUAGCUUCCGGUUUUGUUGCAAUCUGACGCACAUUCACGUUUUCUGUAAAACUGUCACCUCAAGUAAUAUCAUUUAUCAAAACUUCUUUGCCGCAUUGAAUUUUUAAGGUUGUAAACUGUGCUAGAAUUGCCUUUAAAAUGGCUACUUAAUCAGACUCUUAUUCUGAAUACUGAUAUUUUACAUACGCACAAGUGGAAAUCCCUAGUUUUCUUCUUGCACUUUUAUUCAAAGAGGCUAAAUGUCAAUGCCCAUGAAAUUUUUUGUCAAAUCCAUCAAGUGCACAAUUUUGUACUUGAUCAAAUCAAAAAUAUGUACUCCAGCAAGCUAUCUAAUCAUUUUGACAAUGAAAUAGUCAGCGAGUGUUAUGUAUCGGCCAUAAUAGUGCAAAUUUUGUUAACAAUGAAAGCUUUGAAGGUUCAGAACUCAAAUUGGUUGAGACUAAACUUUGUGUCAAGUUGCGGAAGGGUUUUGUUGAUCAGUUUGUCAGAGAAAUGUUUGUAUGUUGGUAAUUUUCCUUGAUGAUUAAAAUCUGGUGAAACAUG
Acanthaster planci (crown-of-thorns starfish) is the source of this 4534-nucleotide messenger RNA. Its product is annotated as methionine--tRNA ligase, cytoplasmic-like. Gene Ontology annotation, biological process: methionyl-tRNA aminoacylation. Gene Ontology annotation, molecular function: ATP binding; methionine-tRNA ligase activity. The record is from RefSeq and is a predicted model, not a curated record. Lineage: Eukaryota; Metazoa; Echinodermata; Asteroidea; Valvatida; Acanthasteridae. Gene Ontology annotation, cellular component: cytosol; aminoacyl-tRNA synthetase multienzyme complex.